CCAAGCCAUUUCGAAAUGGAGGACAUGUCAAUGGUGCAGACUCUGCGAAUUUGGAAGGACGGUGUGACCUUCAUGGAACAAGGGAACUUUCAAGAUGCGUUGAUGAACUUUAUGGCUCUAGAAGGAAGAACUGAUUCUUCUCAGCAACUGAUCACGUCGGGGAGAAAUCUCUUUAACAUAGGACAAACGUAUUUAGCACUUAAAAGAAUGGAAAUGGCUGCAAAGGCUUUUGAAGAGUCGGUAGAGAAAGAUAAAAUGUUGGCAGUUGCCCAUUUCAUGCUGGGGAAUGUCAAUUUAGCAUUGAAUAGGAAUGAAAACGCACUAAAGAACUUUAAUGACGCUAAUUUCUAUCUGCGGGGAAAUAGAUUAAUAAAUUAUCAGCAACUGGGCUUAAAGUCUAAACUUUACUUGUGCGAGAUUCUGACCAACAGGGCCAUUGCACACUCAAGGUUAGGAGAUGCCCAAGAGGCUAGAAAUGAUUUUUUAAUGGCACUUCAAUCCAAGGUGGAACCACGUCACAGCAUCAUUGAAGAUCUCUUACUCUGUUGGCAGUCUGGACAAAAUGUGGAGCCUAUGGAUCUUCCAUCACAUGCUGUGUUUCAGCCACAGAAACGCCUUUUUGAUGCUAUCAAUGAAAAACGGGAUUUCUUAGGACAAUCCCAGGUUGUAGCUGCCAAUGAGCUAACAAAGUUUCCAGAUGGACGUAAACGUUCUUCGCAUCAGCCUCCUUCCCCAACUUCACCCAAAGAGGAGGAAGGUGAAAAACUUCCCGAACAACAUCUUCCACAGGCUGCAAACGCGGCGUCAGGACGACAUGCUUUGUUAACGGACUUACGGAAGAAAGAAACACGCCGUUCGUUAAAGAAAGUUUCCAAACCGAUAGAGCCGCCGAAAAAGCCGUUACCAGGCCUCCCAGAACGACCGAACAGUCCUCGACGACCUCCACCGUCACCUCGGUCCCAGUCUCCAUUGAGGGUUCCCCCUAGACCUGGACCCGAGUCUCGCUCACCCUCACCAUCGUCUCGUAAGAAGAUAUCUGUAUCGUCAGUGGAAACCGCACCAUCGCGUUCCACUUUUGAAAUGAAACCUCCCUCCAAGCCCCUUCCUCCUGCCCCGAGAUCGAAAAGUCCUCUUCCUCAUCGGUCCGUAUCAUCUCCAGCAGAAUCAAGUGCAAAAAAUGACGUCACUGUCACGGUUCAGUUGGUUCUCACGCGAUCCAUUAAAGUGGACGAAGCGGCCUCGACCCAGGACCUUUUGCGUGCGGCGGCUAAUACUUUUAAACUCCCUGAGGAUGCAUUUGCAUUGUGGUGCAUGAAGAACGAUCAGCUCGAAGCCCUUCAAGAUCAGGAUCUUGGAGAAAUUCUGCGCUCACCUCCGGAUAACAAGCCAACAGUUUACUGCUACGAAAAUAAAUCCGAGUAAAGUUACUCUGAUAAGUUUUCAGAAAGCUGAUGGACUUCAGUGAAAUUGUCACUUGUAACAAUAAACUGUAGUCAGACAAGAAGCUUCAGGAGAAUGGGAAGGGUGUAGAAGAACCGUUAGUCAAGUCAUUCCUAGUUUAUCUGCUUCCUCCUCUUGUCCUAUCUUUACCAUGACUAGGAGAAUGUUUGUUUACAAUAUUUGCCUCAUUAGCAUAUUUUAAGCGAUUUAGUUUCUGAUAGAGCUACCAAAAUAUCGGUGCUGAAUAUUGACAGGGCAUAGCACUAUUAACUGUUCCAAGGGAUUUGAUCCCGAUGUACUGAAUAUUUGUUUUAUUUUAUGUUGGUUUUAAAACCCAAAACUUCAAAAAGAAUGUACGAGUCCAUUAGGGCUUGUGCCACUCAGAAAUUUUGAAGUUUUUAAAAGCCAAUUUCUCCUGGAAUAUUGCACCCCAAGAACCACACAUUUCACCAUUUACUAAAUUUCACAAGCUCUUUAAGUGUCGCUUUAUUUAGUACGGUAUAUUUAAACAGAUAAUCGGGUUAUAAACAGUAAGAGAUAUUAGCUAAAAUGUCAUUUAGCACAAAAAUGUACUGUCGUAAACGACAAAGUCAUUUAAAUGUAGAUUUUUGCAAGGAUAUCUUGCCUGUGGGAUAAAUACAUUAAUUUCCUGAAUAGGCCAUGUUAGAAUAAAUGUAUGGAAGGUAGUAAUUUUAUUUAAAAAGUAUGUAACACCAACAACGAAACAGAAAAUUAUGAGCAAACAAUAUUUCAAGUAAGUAAAUGACCCUAAAGUUCUUGGUCAUGAUUUGAAAAGCUUGAUAUAGCAAUGUCCGUUGUAUUUAUAGUGUUGAAUCGCAAAAUAUUUUUGUGUUACUGCUGUAGGGAUAUACUGAUAUGAUAUUUGAGACGAUGCAUUUUUUUACUCAAAUAAAAAUAUUUUUAAACAGAUUACAAACGAUUUCA
Orbicella faveolata is the source of this 2385-nucleotide messenger RNA. RefSeq lists its product as uncharacterized. Gene Ontology annotation, molecular function: protein binding; superoxide-generating NADPH oxidase activator activity. Gene Ontology annotation, biological process: superoxide anion generation. The record is from RefSeq and is a predicted model, not a curated record. NCBI's taxonomy places the organism in Eukaryota, Metazoa, Cnidaria, Anthozoa, Scleractinia, Merulinidae.